This is a messenger RNA of Meleagris gallopavo (turkey), 719 nucleotides long. NCBI's taxonomy places the organism in Eukaryota, Metazoa, Chordata, Aves, Galliformes, Phasianidae. The record is from RefSeq and is a predicted model, not a curated record.
UGUCUUCUGCCAUUUUUCUUGAUAGAUCUUCUGCAGUGGCCACAAAUCAGCAAAUGCAGAUCACCUGAGCUGGAGACAUUUUCGUGUUAUUGGACUGAUGGAAACCUCACUACUUCAGGAACAAUACAACUGUUGUAUAUGAAAAGGAAUGAUGAAGACUGGAAAGAAUGUCCUGAUUAUAUCACUGCAGGAGAAAAUAGCUGUUACUUCAACACAUCCUACACCUCGAUUUGGAUACCGUAUUGUGUUAAGCUUGCCAAUAAAGACGAAGUAUUUGAUGAAAAAUGUUUCAGUGUUGAUGAAAUAGUACUACCUGAUCCCCCUGUGCAUCUUAACUGGACUCUGCUAAAUACUAGUCAGACUGGGAUCCAUGGGGAUAUUCAAGUACGAUGGGAUCCACCACCAACAGCAGAUGUUCAGAAAGGAUGGAUUACUCUGGAGUAUGAAUUGCAGUACAAAGAAGUUAAUGAGACAAAAUGGAAGGAGAAUGAAUUGAGGUAAACGGCAGAAGGAAAGCAGGUAAUACUGCUGAGAAUUUGUCUUAAUCUCCAAAAGGCAGGUUUACCAGCUGAAACAUAGCUAAGACAGACCUUGGACUCCUUCUUUCCUCUGAUCCUUUUUAAUAUUAUGUUUUUCAGUCUCCUCUUGUUGGUAAGAGUCAAGACUAACAGGCCCUAUAUUGUCUGUAACUUUUUUCAAAUACUUGCCUGAAUUUAUUU